AUGACGCCGCAUCAGAUCCUCUUGCUGUUCUCCCUGGCUUUACCAGCUUGGGCUGGGAUUAACAUCCCAGUGCACGAGCGUCAGUGCGAUGGGGCGGCAUGGGUAUGCAGAAUCGUCUGCAGUCAAGGCAUGCUCGGAGGCAAAGGCCAAAAAGCAAACUGGUGCGUCGCAAAGCAUUGCACCAAGCAAAAAUCCGUUGUCGAGAGCAUGAUUGCCGCCGGCCAGGACUAUUGCUCCAAGAACACUUGUUUUAUCCAGGAGACCGAAGCGAUCGGCUUGUUGCAGAGGCCCCAGCAAGGCCGACUGGCUUUAAGUCAGGUCAAUGCCACGACCGAUUGCCUCGACGAGAAAGCAGUCUGUGGCAAGUUCUGUGAUGGACUGAACUCGCCAAAAGACUUCUGCAUGCCCAAGUGCCUUGAUAAUGUGCAUGCCAUCGCAGAUGCCUUGAAGGAGUACUGUGAUGAAUGUGGUUCGCCACCGGACUACAAGACCACCACAGAAAAGGAGUACAAGACGACCACCGACGAGGUUACCACCACCGAGGAGCCCACGACCACCACCGAGGAGCCCACGACGACCACCGAAGAGCCCACGACGACCACCGAAGAGCCCACGACGACCACAGAAGAGCCCACGACCACCACCGAG
Molecule: messenger RNA, 648 nt
Organism: Symbiodinium sp. CCMP2456
Lineage: Eukaryota; Dinophyceae; Suessiales; Symbiodiniaceae
Source: the annotation of a GenBank genome assembly